AUGUCAAUGCAGAGGAUUGUGCGUGUUUCCCUGGAGCAUCCAACCAGUGCCGUGUGUGUGUCUGGAGUGGAGACCCUUGUGGACAUUUAUGGGUCAGUGCCCGAGGGCACAGAGAUGUUCGAGGUCUAUGGAACCCCAGGCGUGGACAUCUAUAUCUGCCCCAGCAUGGACAGGCACUGCCGAGAGCGCGCAGAUAUCAGGCGAUGGCAGUUCAAUAAAGGCCUGGAGAUCAUCUUGGUCAUGAACUCUCCCAGCAAUAAUGUCAACGACAGCCAUAUUCAAAUUUCCUACCAUUCCAGCCAGGAGUCUGUACCCCUGGCCUAUGCCGUGCUCUACCUCACCUGUGUGGAAAUCUCUCUGGAUUGUGACAUGAACUGUGAGGACAGGCAAGACAGAAGAUUUGUGGACAAGGAACAGUGGGUCUGGGGACCCAAUGGCUAUGGUGCCAUCCUACUGGUGAACUGUGACAAGGACGAUGUGAGCUCUAAUAACCGGGACAACUGCGAUAAGAGUGUUCAAUGUCUGCAAGACCUAGAGGACAUGUCUUCCAUGGUCCUGCGCACCCAUGGGCCUGCCGACCUCUUCGAGGACUACAAGCUCGUACUCCACACGUCCAACUAUGAUGCCCAGCGGGCCCGGGUCUUCCAUGUCUGUGGCCCCAAGGACUCAUGUGACUCCUACAAGCAUGUGCUGGGUCAGGACAAGGUAUCAUAUGAUGUACCCCGCUUCCAUGGUGAUGAGGAGCAUUUCUAUGUGGAAGGUUUGGCCUUCCCUGAUGCUGGCUUCCGAGGGCUGCUCUCCUUCCAUGUCACCCUACUGGAUAACUCCAAUGAGGAUUUCUCCCAGACCCCAAUCUUCACUGACACUGUGGUAUUCCGAGUGGCGCCUUGGAUCAUGACACCAAGCACACUGCCACCACUGGAGGUGUAUGUAUGUCGGGUGAAGAACAACACAUCAUUUGUGGAAGCUGUGGGGGAACUGGCUAGGAUGGCUGGCUGCAAGCUGACCAUCUGCCCGCAAACAGAGAACCGCAAUGACCGCUGGAUCCAGGAUGAGAUGGAGCUGGGCUAUGUGCAGGCUCCACACAAGACCUUCCCAGUGGUGUUUGACUCUCCCAGAAAUGGGCACCUGCAGCAUUUCCCCUACAAGAGAAUUCUGGGCCCAGAUUUCGGCUAUGUGACACGAGAACCACAAGACAAAUCUGUGAGUGGCCUGGACUCCUUUGGGAACCUGGAGGUCAGCCCCCCAGUGGUGGUCAACGGCAAGGACUAUCCCCUGGGGAGGAUCCUCAUUGGAGGCAACCUGCCUGGGUCGGCUGGCCGAAGGGUCACACAGGUGAUACGGAACUUCCUUCAUGCACAAGGGGUGCAGCCUCCUGUGGAACUCUUCGUGGACUGGCUGUCUGUGGGCCAUGUGGAUGAGUUCCUGAGCUUUGUUCCUGCCCCUGAUGGGCAAGGCUUCCGAAUGCUUCUCGCCAGCCCUAGCUCCUGUUUUAAACUGUUCCAGGAGAAGCAGAAAUGGGGUCAUGGCAAGGCCCUCCUGUUCCAAGGGCUUGUUGGCAGUGCGCCGGUCAACACUGUCUCCAUUAACCAGGUUCUAGCUGACAAAAACUUCAUCAAAUACAAUAAGUUUGUACAGAGCUGUAUCGACUGGAACCGGGAGGUGCUGAAGCGGGAGCUGGGCCUGACAGAGCGGGACAUCAUCGACAUCCCCCAGCUCUUCAGGACUGAGAGGAAAAAGGCCAUGGCCUUCUUCCCUGAUUUGGUGAACAUGCUAGUGCUUGGCCAAUACCUGGGUAUCCCCAAGCCCUUUGGACCUAUCAUCAAUGGCCGCUGCUGCCUAGAAGAGAAGGUGCGGGCUCUGUUGGAGCCACUGGGUCUGCAUUGUACCUUCAUCGACGAUUUCACCCCAUACCACAUGCUGCACGGGGAGGUGCACUGUGGCACCAACGUUCGUCGGCAGCCCUUCUCCUUCAAGUGGUGGCAUAUGGAGCCUUGA
Molecule: messenger RNA, 1998 nt
Organism: Suncus etruscus (white-toothed pygmy shrew)
Lineage: Eukaryota; Metazoa; Chordata; Mammalia; Eulipotyphla; Soricidae
Gene: PADI3
Product: peptidyl arginine deiminase 3
Exons: 16
Coding region: 1-1998 (665 amino acids)
Cellular component (GO): cytoplasm
Molecular function (GO): calcium ion binding; protein-arginine deiminase activity
Source: RefSeq, a predicted model, not a curated record